Messenger RNA from Lineus longissimus, 1723 nucleotides. Its product is annotated as immunoglobulin-binding protein 1-like. NCBI's taxonomy places the organism in Eukaryota, Metazoa, Nemertea, Pilidiophora, Heteronemertea, Lineidae. Gene Ontology annotation, biological process: regulation of signal transduction; regulation of dephosphorylation. Gene Ontology annotation, molecular function: protein phosphatase 2A binding. Gene Ontology annotation, cellular component: cytosol. The record is from RefSeq and is a predicted model, not a curated record. The transcript has 9 exons. The coding region runs from base 184 to 1074 and encodes 296 amino acids.
CUGGACUACCUGUAGACCUACUGAACUGUCACUCACACUGUGUUGUGUACAUCAAGUGAAGUGUUGGACAGUGCAUUCUUCAACUCCUAAAAGACCUACGAAACUGAAACAAUUCGCCAAAAAUAAGUAUCGGUAGGGAAGAAAAAAGUCAAGAAUGGUAUUGAAAAAGCUGAGCAGGGUAUCAUGAUGAUCAAUGAUCUGAAUCUGUUCAGUACGAAUGAAGAAAUUGAGGAAGUGGCUUCAAAUGAACUUAGGUAUUUACUUCUCCCAGGUCUUCUUGGUUAUAUAGUAAACAAAAACACAAAGUUAGAGCGCAUGGAAGUCGUUAAGAAGUCACAGGCCUACUACCUCGACUUUCUUAAGCUAUGUAAGCUGUAUCAAGUUUGUGAUUUUGAUUUACCAAAGCAGCCCUCAGCCAGUGAGGAGGAGGAGAGGAAAAGUGCAUCUGCCAAGCCACCUCGACAAGAAGACUUCAUAUUGAUGGCAGACCGGAGGAAAGUGAAAAUGGAGCGUUUCAAGAAACAGAAGGAGACCGAAGUCCGGUUGAAGGAGUUGUAUGAUAAGGUCAAGGAGGAGCAUGUUGAUGAUGAGAUCAAGAGAGAGUACUACAUGACUCUGUUGACCGGAUGGAUCCAUUCUAGUCUUGAGGAGUUAGACAGUAUCAAAGAUGAACUUCCAAUUUUAGAGCAUAUGGCAAAAAUGCGAAUAUCUGGUGCUAAAACUCCAACAGAAGAAAAACUAGUGAAGCCAAAAUCAACAUUCCGACCAUUCAUUUUGACCAAAGACGCCCUCCAAAAGCAAGUGAUAGGAGCUGGCUAUCCAAGUCUUCCCACCUAUUCUGUAGAAGAGUGGUAUGAUCAGCAGGUGGAGGCUGGACGCUUGCCGAGACCUGGGGAGAAGAUGCCUGGCAUGCCAGAGCCAGGGGCUGAAGCCAGGGAGUACGAGAGACAAGACUUGGAGAAGGAAGCGAACAUACAAGACGAUGAUCCCGAGACAUUACAGAAGGCAAGGGAGUGGGACGACUGGCGAGAUGAUCACCGCAGAGGAUGGGGUAAUCGUCAGAACAUGGGCUGAGAGGCCCGGCACCGGUCCAGAGACUUUCUUAUCUGUGCUAUGAGCUUGGGCUGAGAGGCCCGGCACCGGUCCAGAGACUUUCUUAUCUGUUCUAUGAGCUUGGGCUGAGAGACCCGGCACCGGUCCAGAGACUUCCUUAUCUGUGCUAUGAGCUUGGGCUGAGAGGCCCGGCACCGGUCCAGAGACUUUCUUAUCUGUGCUAUGAGCUUGGGCUGAGAGGCCCGGCACCGGUCCAGAGACUUUCUUAUCUGUGCUAUGAGCUUGGCGGCAUGAUCCAAGUCGUCAACUCUUAAGACUAGUUCUAUCCAACUGCCAAUCCUGCAUGUGAAAUUCUGAGAAAAGUGACUGGUUCCUGACUUUCGCCCUCGUGAACAAUGCCCAGUUUACAGUACAUGUAGUUUGUUGGUCUAUGUCAUGGCUCUCAUACUACUGGACAGUUCAAAGGCUCAUGUCUCAAGCAACGGGGCCCUUACAGGACAGAAUGAAGAGGACAUGAAGCUUCUAAACCAGGCAUGAUGUCUGUAACUAACUCUGAACAGAAUUUCUGUGCAUUUACUCCAGAUGAGUGCAAGUGUAAUGCGUCAUUUGUAAGCUGCCUCCAUUGUGAGACCGGUGUUGUUCAAGAUAAUGAAUAAAGAGGUCAAGGUCA